AUGGGCGGCGACGAGAGUGGCCAUACCAGCAAUACCAUGGCGGCCAGCAGAGACCAGGUAGAUGCUGCUUGGAAAUAUCUCAAUGACCACCGCGAUGUUCCAGGUGUGGAAGAAGUCAAUCUUGGCAAGUUGCGCAGGAAGAUUGAUUGGCGCAUCGUUCCUCUUAUGUUUUGUUGCUAUACAAUGCAGUUUCUCGACAAGGUCAUAUAUAACUACGCUGCUGCUAUGGGCAUCAUCCCCGAUCUUGAACUAACGGGAAACCGAUUCUCCAACGUUGCAACCUUUCUCUAUGUCGGACUUCUCUGCUUUGAAGUGCCUAACGUCUAUCUCCUACAACGUGUGCCUGCUGCCAAAUGGCUCGGCAUUAAUGUUACCCUCUGGGGCAUCGCAACUGCUUGCGGCGCCGCUGCACACAAUUACCAAACCAUCCUAGCUUCACGGAUAUUUCUGGGCAUAUUCGAGGCAACCAUCGGCCUCGGCUUUGGUCAGAUCAUUGGCGGAGCCAUAUCGUAUGCCUUUCAGCACGCUACUUCAAAUGGCGGAAUUGCCGGUUGGCGCGUCAUGUUCAUAGUACUUGGCGCCAUAACAGUACUCAUCGGCCUAUGUGUUAUUUUAUUUAUUCCUGAUACUCCCAUGCAGGCAAAGUGGCUGUCCGAUACUGAAAAGGUGGCACUUUUGAAGCAUGUGAGUGUCAACCAGACAGGUGUUCAAAACACCAAGUUCCGGGCGAUGGAGAUCAUUGAAGGAAUCCUAGACCCCCAGAUCUGGCUGAUGGUCCUAUCAGUUAGUCUGAUGACGGUAGCCAGUGGUGUCAUCACCACGUACUCGGUGAGGCUCAUUAGCACUAUUACCCAUGACGCGAGCAAAACCCCAAUUCAGAACUCACAAUACGCUGCUUUGAUGAAUAUGCCAUCCGGCGCUGUGAGCAUCUUCUUCAUCUUGCUUGUUGGGUUUGGGAUCCGGAAGCAGUCUAACCGAUGGUUGUGGAUUCUCAUCUGCAUCAUUCCUUCCAUCAUUGGCGGUGCUCUCAUGUCAUUCGUUUCUCAAACCAACAAGUCUGGUCUUCUUGCCGGCAUCUACCUUGUCAAUGCGGUUGUCGCUCCGUUGCCGAUACAGUAUAGUUGGAUUGUCGCCAAUGUUGCUGGUGCUACUAAACGUGCAUUUGCAGUCACGAUGAUUAGCAUAUCCUUCUCCAUAGGCAAUGUCAUUGGACCGCAGACUUUUCAGGCGAAAGACGCCCCGGAUUACUACCCUGCCAAGCUCGCUCUUGUUUGCACACAAGCUGCUAGCGCCCUUACUACGAUUGCAUUAUUCCUGUACUAUUACUGGGCCAACAAGAAGCGAGCUAGUAAAGGCAAAGAAGCGGAAGAAGAGUUCAUGGAACCGAGCGUGUGGGCGAGGAUGACAGACAAAGAAAACUUGACAUUUCGCUACGUGUAUUGA
Messenger RNA from Pochonia chlamydosporia 170, 1443 nucleotides. RefSeq names its product allantoate permease. Gene Ontology annotation, cellular component: membrane. Gene Ontology annotation, biological process: transmembrane transport. The transcript is spliced from 6 exons. The record is from RefSeq and is a predicted model, not a curated record. Bases 1 to 1443 code for a protein of 480 amino acids. NCBI's taxonomy places the organism in Eukaryota, Fungi, Ascomycota, Sordariomycetes, Hypocreales, Clavicipitaceae. Gene Ontology annotation, molecular function: transmembrane transporter activity.